Messenger RNA from Tremella mesenterica DSM 1558, 1029 nucleotides. RefSeq lists its product as uncharacterized. The record is from RefSeq and is a predicted model, not a curated record. The transcript has 7 exons. Gene Ontology annotation, cellular component: cytosol; cytoplasm. The coding region runs from base 1 to 1029 and encodes 342 amino acids. Gene Ontology annotation, molecular function: fructose 1,6-bisphosphate 1-phosphatase activity. Lineage: Eukaryota; Fungi; Basidiomycota; Tremellomycetes; Tremellales; Tremellaceae. Gene Ontology annotation, biological process: fructose 6-phosphate metabolic process; gluconeogenesis; fructose metabolic process.
AUGACAGAAGAAUACGAAAGUCCCCCUACGGACCUUAUCACCCUCACUAGACAUAUUUUAAGUCAACAAUAUGCUCUUGGUGAAACGGCAACUGGAGAUCUUACCAUGUUACUCAUUGGGAUUCAAGUAACAUCCAAAUACAUAGCUUCCAAUGUCCGUAAAGCAAGAUUAAUCAAUCUCGUCGGUCUGGCAGGAGCUACCAAUACUACCGGAGAUGAUCAGAAAAAGUUGGACGUUUUGUCAAAUGAUAUAAUGGUAAAUGCUCUUAGAGCAAGUGGGAAGGUGGCUGUCAUGGUCAGUGAGGAAGUGGAGGAAGCUAUUAUUGUCAAGGGUGAUUCGGGGACUUACUGCGUCGUCUUCGACCCCCUUGACGGAUCUAGUAAUAUCGAUGCAGGUGUCAACGUCGGUACCAUCUUUGGAGUGUACAAAGUGCUUCCCGGAUCAAAGGGUAAGGUCGAAGAUGUUCUGCGACCGGGAAAGGAUAUGGUUGCUGCUGGAUAUACUAUGUACGGGUCAUCUUGUAACUUGGUUUUAAGCACUGGGAACGGUGUGGACGGGUUUACAUUGGAUGAGUCUCUCGGUGAAUUCAUCCUGACCCACCCUGCCAUCAAGAUCCCUCCCAGGGGGAAAAUCUACUCUUUCAACGAGGGCAACUCGCUCCACUUCAACCCUCCAACAUUAAAAUAUCUCGAAUCUAUCAAAUACCCCGCCAACGGUAAACCUUACUCUGCGAGAUACAUCGGUAGUAUGGUCGCCGACGUUCAUCGAACGUUGUUGUACGGAGGUAUUUUCGGGUAUCCAGAUGAUAAGAAGAGUAAAGAUGGUAAGCUGCGGAUGCUAUACGAAGCCUUUCCCAUGUCUUUCCUAACUGAACAAGCUGGUGGAUUGGCGACUACGGGAACCCGACGGAUCUUGGAUGUGACCCCGAAAGACAUUCAUGGUCGUUGUCCAGUGUUUUUAGGAAGUAAAGAGGAUGUGGAGGAUUUAAUGAAGUGUUACGCAGAAUAUGAAGGUCCAAAGACGUGGUAA